CCUCGGAUAUUGGGCCUGACAGCUUCUCUUAUCAAUGAUAAAACACCACCAAAUCAGUUGGAAGCAAAACUUUCCAAGUUGGAGUGCGUAUUGAACAGUGCUAUCGAAACAGCCUCGGAUCUCGUGGCGAUAUCCAAAUACGGUGCUAAGCCUAAUGAGUAUGUUGUCAUUUCAAUGGAUUACAACCCUCAGGAUAGCUGUGGAGGAGAAAUUUUGCAUUUUCAGGAAGAUUGGCGAAAAUUCUGCUCGUCGACUCAAGAGUUCGAUCCAAACUUCGACAUCGAUCCUCGAAAACCCAUUCAAGAAGCGCUCAAUAGAACUCUGGCGGUACUUCGUCAGGUCGGACCAUGGGCUGCUUGGAAAGUUUCUCAAAUGUGGGAGAAAGAAUUGCACAAACUGACAAAGCAGACUUUCCUUCAAGAGAAGACCGUGGACUUUUUGAUUAUGGGAGAGACCUGUAUGACAACUGUUCGGAAAAUGCUCGAGCCUAAGAUGAAGCCGAUCAGAACUCUUGAAGGAUUGAAGCCUUACCUGCCGAACAAGGUUAUACGAUUGAUAGACAUUCUCUCGCAUUUCAAUCAAGACAGAGGGAACGCCUCAGGUGAAAAAGAGGAUCCGUUAAGUGGCAUCAUCUUCGUCGAUCAACGCUAUGUGGCCUAUACCCUCAACGUUUUGCUAAAGCAUGUUUGUCGAUGGGAUCCGAAUUUCAAGUUUAUUCAGUCUGAUUUUGUAAUUGGAUUCAGUGGUGGGAGUUUCGCAUCUGAUGACAGCCAAGGAUUACACAAACGACAAGCAGAUGUAAUCCGACGUUUUCGACAAGGUGAACUGAACUUAUUGGUGGCAACGAGUGUUUUGGAAGAGGGCGUGGAUGUAAGGCAUUGCAACUUGGUGAUUAAAUUCGAUCGGCCGAUCGACUAUCGAUCGUACAUCCAGUCGAAAGGGCGAGCUCGCAAGCGUGAUGGAGGAGCGAAGUAUUUCAUGUUGGUCGAUGAAUCAGAUAGCUCGAAAUGUUCUGAAGAUCUCCGAGAUUUUGUUAAGAUCGAAAAGAUGCUUCUACGUCGAUGUCAAAGUGUUCACAAUCCAGGUGAUGAUGGAAGUAACGAAGUUGGUCUAGCUCAAAAUGUGGAUACCUUAAUUCCUCCAUAUGUUGUGAAAUCUACUGGUGCGCAAGUUUCCUUGUCUUCAGCGAUAGGGCUAGUGAAUAGGUAUUGCGCAAAACUGCCGUCUGAUAUUUUCACUCGACUUGUUCCUCAAAAUCGUUUGAUAGCUGUGAAUUGUAUGGGAAGAACACUUUACAAGGCUGAGUUGUUACUGCCAAUAAACUCACCUAUAAAGCAACCAAUAGUGUUGGAGACACCUUUGGAAAGUAAGAAGCUAGCGCAAAUGGCUGUGGCUCUUGAGGCCUGCCGCGUUCUUCACCAAGCAGGUGAACUGAAUGACCACUUGCUUCCGGUAGGACGAGAAUCUAUUGCCGAUUUGCUGAGCCAGCUGGACGAAGACCCGGACGAAUGGGCUCCCGGUAUCUCCGCUAAAGUCGGGUCGGCGAGGAGGAAACAACUCUAUGAUAAAAGAGCGCUCCCUGUAAAGGGAGAACCGUGUUAUAUUUAUGUAAUGGAGUUAGAACUGCUCAAAGAACCGUCACCGGAGUCGAAUCCGAAACGACGACGUUUUGCAAAUCCUCUAGAUUACGAGUACUUAUUUGGAUUUUUAAGCUCAAAAGUGCUACCGAAGAUUCCGUCCUUCGCGGCCUAUCUACGUCAAGGAGAUAUGCGGGUGCAUCUCGUUCGUGCUUCUACUCAGAAUCUCACUAUGAUCAAACAUUUUCAUCAUUAUAUUUUCAAAAAUGUGUUACAAUUGUGCAAAGCAAAUUUGGAUUUCCACCUGGAUGCAUCGACACCUAUAAAUACCCUCAUUGUACCUCUCCACAGAAGUCAUGAUAAAUGGGAAUACAGCAUAAACAUGAAAUACGUUGAAGAAGUUGUUCAAAUGAUGGGUGACACCCCAAGAAUACCCAGCGAAGAGGAGCGAAGGAACUUUGUUUUCAAGCCCGAAGACUACAGGGAUGCCGUUGUCAUGCCAUGGUACAGGAAUAUUGAACAGCCGGUAUUUUACUAUGUUGCUGAGAUACUUGAAAAUCUUACGCCAUCGUCACCAUUCCCUGAUGAAGAAUACUCAUCAUUCAACGAGUAUUUCAUCAAGAAAUACAAUUUGGAGAUUUAUGAUCAGAAGCAGAAUUUACUCGACGUCGACUUUACUUCAAAUCGGCUGAACUUACUGCUACCGCGUGCUGGUGGAGGGCGACGAAAGACGGCUGCAGUGAAAUCCGAAGACAACUCUGCUUUGUCACGGCAACGUCAGAUCUACGUUCCUGAACUUAUGGAUCGACACCCGAUAUCGGCGACAUUAUGGAAUUUGAUAUCUGCGUUACCAAGCUUCUUCUACAGGAUAAAUCACCUACUGCUGGCGGAUGAGCUGCGUCAGAAGACCCUAGUGGAUGCUUUAGGAUAUUCCAAAGAGGAUGCCAUUGUACCAGACAAUUAUGAAUGGACACCGCUCUCUUAUCCUGCCACAUACGAGGAGAAACAAUCGCUGAUAGUCACGAAGAUUCAACAACUCAGAGAACAAAAUCGCGCCUCUGAAAUAGCAGCUGGGAAACUCACAAAGGAUCAGAUCGAGGCAGAGCUGUAUUUGGAUAAGAUGGAGAUGUUAGAAGAUCGGGAAAGAGCACAAAAGGAGGAAAUCAUUGAUUUGAUGCAGUUUGAUGAUGGAGAUGAUAUGGAUUGUAGUACUGCGGUUGAGUACUGUUCGGACGAUGAGUACACCCAGUUAGAGAAUGGUGAACGGCAAAAGUAUGAACUCAUCAAUCGAAAACUUUCUGAGGUAAGAGAUUUAGACUAUGAAAAUUCUCAACCAUACCAUAAUCGUUUCUCAUUCGCUUCUGCAUCUAUGUCCUCUACAUGUCUGGUGUCGAAUAAUGGGACAGUUCCAUCAGAAUUUCAUUCUGCAUCUCUUCUUGCCGAAAAUCCUUACGGUGUAUCUCCUCGUUUGCUGUUGACGGCUCUCACUACCUCAAAUGCCAAUGACGGUAUCAAUUUGGAGCGAUUGGAAACGAUAGGAGACUCUUUCCUAAAAUACUCGGUCACCGACUACCUCUAUCAUUCUCAUCCAGACCAACAUGAGGGCAAACUAUCUUUCGCUAGAAGUAAAGAGGUCUCAAAUUGCAACCUUUAUCGACUUGGCAAACGUCUAGGGAUACCAUCGCUAAUUGUUGCCUCCAAGUUUGACGUGUACGACUCUUGGCUUCCUCCGUGCUACAUGCCGAACAACGACUUCAAGGCUCCAAAUUCUGAAGAUGCAGAGGAGCGUGAUAAGUUCAUUGAAGAUGUUCUCGAGGGCAACGAAACUCCGAAACCGGUAACUGGGUGGGAUCAGGCGGACAUGAAUAACGAUGUGCGACAACUGGAGAAUGGUGUGGAGACUAUCAACUUUGCGAAGGUCCAGAUUGAAUUGCCACCCUUACCGUACAAUAUGUUGACGCAACAAUACAUCAGUGACAAGUCGAUCGCCGACGCAAUUGAAGCUCUGAUCGGUGCUCAUCUGUUAACCUUAGGACCUCGGCCUACGCUCAAAGUUAUGAAAUGGCUUGGUCUAAAAGUACUGACGGAUGAUGUGGAAAGUGUCGAUCCUUUGUUAAGCCUUUGUUAUAUUGCAGAGGUUGGUUCCAGGUAUCGUUUCAACAACAAAGCCUACUUACUGCAAGCAUUCACACAUGCUAGCUAUUUCAAGAAUCGAAUAACGGGUUGUUAUCAGCGCUUGGAAUUCCUUGGUGAUGCUGUACUUGAUUACAUGAUCACACGAUAUCUAUUCGAAGAUGAACGACAGUACAGUCCUGGGGUAUUGACUGAUUUGCGCUCGGCUCUCGUAAAUAACACGAUUUUUGCCAGUCUUGCUGUGAAAUACGACUUCCACAAGCAUUUUAUUGCGAUGUGUCCCGGUCUCCACCAUAUGAUCGAGAAGUUUGUGAAACUUUGCAGUGAGCGGAACUUCUUCGAUGCCAACUUCAAUUCGGAGAUGUACAUGGUUACAACUGAGGAAGAAAUUGAUGAAGGUCAAGAAGAGGAUAUCGAAGUGCCGAAAGCGAUGAGUGACAUUUUCGAGAGCGUUGCCGGUGCAGUGUACCUUGAUGCGAACCGUGAUUUGGAUAUUGUGUGGCGGGUGUUUUUCAACUUGAUGAGGCAGACGAUAGAAGAAUGCUGCGCGUAUCCGCCAAGAUCGCCGAUUCGUGAGCUCAUGGAACUUGAACCGGGAAAGACUCGUUUCAGUAAAAUGGAGCGAAUAAUUGAGAGCGGAAAGGUGCGAGUGACGGUGGAUAUUGGAAAUAAGAUGAAAUUCACAGGCAUGGGACGAAAUUAUCGUAUAGCAAAGACGACAGCAGCCAAGAGGGCGCUCAAGUAUGUUGACAUUUGUACGAUUUAA
Messenger RNA from Haemonchus placei, 4476 nucleotides. The record is from the annotation of a GenBank genome assembly. Lineage: Eukaryota; Metazoa; Nematoda; Chromadorea; Rhabditida; Trichostrongylidae.